This is a messenger RNA of Penicillium nucicola, 684 nucleotides long. RefSeq lists its product as uncharacterized. NCBI's taxonomy places the organism in Eukaryota, Fungi, Ascomycota, Eurotiomycetes, Eurotiales, Aspergillaceae. The transcript has a single exon. The coding region runs from base 1 to 684 and encodes 227 amino acids. The record is from RefSeq and is a predicted model, not a curated record.
AUGCCCCCCGACCACCCAGGAUUACCCCCAAGCCGGGAUGACCCGCCCCAGAGGUCUUCGGGAAAGAAGCCCCCCGCGGUCGAAGGAACGACUGUUGUGCACAUAUAUAUAUCCAGGUCGACCGUGGUCACCAGCAAGCACCCCCAUGACUCCCAUGUGAAUCUCGAUAUAUAUCCAUGCACCCGGACUAGGGCAAAGGUUUGUUGUCUGUUCUCGUCAUCAAACCUCGCCCCCCAGCAUCAAACGCCUCCCCCAUGCCUCCCCCCCCCCCCCAACGCCCCCCAAGCAUCAAUUACCACCCCCCAUCUUCCCCCAAGCUUUCAAGACCUCCUCCCAUGUCGCCCCGCCAACUGGCCAGUUUAUAAGUCGCGUGAUGCCCCCCCUGAGGUACUGCAAGACCACCCCCCUAUGCUCCCCCGGUACCCCCCCAAUACCCCCCCGUCCCGGGGCGGUCACGUGUACCCUCAAGUCGCCAUUGCGACUUCGCCGCGCGCGCUGCGCGUCUCAAAGCCCGCUCCCCCGUGCCGUGCACCUCUUCCCCUCCCCUCAUCCCUGGUGCGCUCUCUCCACCUGGCCAUUUGGCCAAGUCCUCCGCUCCCGCCAACUGGCGACCUCCCCCCGGUGACUACGCCCGGCCCCUCCCUGGGCCACGACGCGCCCCCGGGGGCCCCGCCCCGGAGCUAG